AUGAAGGUGCAAUGCUUGACGGAGUGUGCUGACCAUGGUGAGAGGAGUGGUUCCUGCGGGCUGCCCAUAGGUGCCCUGAACAGGGAUCGUGGCAGGAGCUUGUCUGGCAUGGAAGCAAUAAAUGCAGCAUUUCACCCUUCCCUGCUGUCAGAUGUGCCGGGGCUCCGCUGUUGGGCUGCUCUGAUUCCCAUGGGACCGCGGUGUUCCCCGAUAAGGCUCGAACGAAGUUUUCCGGUGGUGCCUGAGGGCCGAGCCUGUCCGCGGGUUGGUGCGGGAGCAGGAGCGGGAGGCCCCACCCCCGGGCGGUCACCGGCGCCGCUCUAGGACCCGGGUGUCCGGGAACGGAGCAGGAAGAGGGAGCCAGCGGCAGUGGUGGGGCCUGGAGCUGGGAGCGGGGCCCUGGGGGGUGAACGACGUGGGGCCGGGGUGCCUCGCGGCCCCGGCCCCGCUAUGCAGCCGCUGGGGCAGCUCCCGCUGGGGCAGCUCCUGCUGGGGCUGGUGCUGGUGGCUGCUGGACGUGGGGCCCCCCACGACAGCCUGACCUGCUCCCAGGGCCUCAGCUGUCGCCUCCUGGACACCGACGUGCUGUGUGGGAUGGAGCCCCCCGAACCCACCCACGGCCUGGCUCUUUCCCAGCUGCAGCUGGAGCCGGCGCUGCGCUGCACCGGGCCCGCGGCCUGCUCGCCCUGUCUGGAGGCACGCCUGCGCCUGGCGCUGCCAGUUGGCAGCGGCAUCAGCACCGCUGAGCCCUACCUCCCGGCGCCGUCCAGCAUCCCUAGAGCAGCGGACGGUGGUGAAGCAGAACAGUGGUCACCAGCGGGUAGGGCCACCUUGUAUCAGCCCAACGUCACUGUGCUGCUGCUGCUCUCUGGGCACGCGUACACCUCCUCCCGCUGUGUGGUCAUGGAGGUGCAGGCGACCCUGACUCCUGCACUGCCUGGACGACCCCUGGGCUGGGUGACCUUCCGGUGCUUCGAGGCACCACUGGGCUCUGAGCUCCAUGUGAUAGCAUACACCAGCUCACACCAGAGGCUGAGCCAGCGGCAGCGGGUGCCAGACUGCUCAUGGCCCAUUGCACAGAAUGCUGUCCGGCAGUGCCAAGCCCCAAGGCUGCAGGUCUCCUCAGGGCCAAAGGAGGUGGUCGUGAUGGUGCAGGGGGCCACAGCAGGACACAGCUACACCCUCCGGCUCUACCAUAACCAGAGCCAUGGCACCAGUGGGACAGGUCAUGCGGUGACCGCAAGCAGCCCCAUGAACUACAGCAUGCCGGCCAGUGAGGUGCUGCCCUGCCUCUGCCUGCAGGUGUGGCCAGAGACCCAGGACCCACUGCGCACCACUCUGUGCCCAUUUGCUCAUGAUGCUGAGGCGUGGGAGCGUCUAUGGGCACGCAGCCAGCUGGUCCUGCACACCACUGGGCAGGCGCUGAGCUGUUCCCUCUUGUCCCCCUGCGAUCUCUCAGCUGAGCUGGUGCCCUGCUGGCAGCCAGUGCAUGCUGGACCCUGCCAAGCCUUGCCUGGCCUGCAGCGGCCCGCUGUCAGGCAGGGACCUCAGGAGUUUGGAGGGCUGCAGCCGCACCCCAACCUCUGCAUACAGGUGUGGAGUGGCGGGCAGAUCCAGCUGACCCAGUGCCUGCGGGACCGAGCACUGCCCGGCCACCCCAAUGACCUACUGCUGCUGGAGCAUGGUGGAAACACCAGUGCCUCACUGUGUGCCCUGGAGCAGGAUGGCUGUACACUCCUCUCCAGCUUCACCACCAUGGGAGCGGGGCACCCUGGGCUGCUGGAGCAGGAGCUGCAGCGGGACGUGGCAGAGGGGCAGUGCAGGCAGAUCUGGCACUCUGAGAACAGCACCAGCAUCGUGCUCUGGGCCUGUCCCCUACACAAGUGGACCCUUGGUGGGUGCCAGGGGUCCUCAGCAGACAUUGACCCCUGCCCUGUAGACCUGCGCACUCACUGGGCACUCGUGUGGAUGGGAGUGUUGCUGGGGGUCGCCGGCUUUCUGCUUCUGCUCCUGUUGAAGAAGGAGGAUGUGAAAGGCUGGCUGAAGUCCCUGAGGGCUGGCUACAGCUCUGAGGGCCCGUUGCAAGGGCGGCGGGUGCUGCUGCUGCAUGCUGUGGAACCAGUGGCAGAGCGGGUGGUGUGUGCCUUGAUGGCAGCUCUGCACCCGCUGGGGCUGGCAGUGGUGGCAGCACCAGGAGGUGGCAGCGGGGUAGCAACACUGGGGCCACUCCCCUGGCUGCAUGUCCAGCACCGCCAAGCACUGCGUGAUGGUGACACCAUUGUCUUCGUCCUCUCCCCGGCAGCUGUGGCUGCUGCACACUGGUGGGAUGCUGAGGCCAGGGCCAUGUCAGGGGCUGGGGAUGCUGAAAGUGUCCCCAAGCCCUGGCAUGGCCCUGGCCCCAGUGAUGUUCCCACCAUAGCACCUUGUGAGGCAUUUGCAGCAGCUCUGUCCUGCGCUAUGCCAGCACUGGCGUCAGGUAAUGGGCGCUAUGUGGUGGUCCGGCUGGAGGCCUUGGUGCCUGUGGUGCCGCUGUCACUGCAGGCAGCCCCAGCCUUUGCCCUGCCCAGUGAGACAGGGGGGUUCCUGUGGGCACUGGCAGGACCAGGUCAACGGCAGGGCCGGCAGCUGGAGCCCUAUGUGGCAGCAGUGGCCAAGGAGCUGCAGCAGGCACUUGUGGAAUAA
Indicator indicator is the source of this 2682-nucleotide messenger RNA. It is a transcript of the gene IL17RC, whose product is annotated as interleukin 17 receptor C. The record is from RefSeq and is a predicted model, not a curated record. Lineage: Eukaryota; Metazoa; Chordata; Aves; Piciformes; Indicatoridae.